Salmo salar (Atlantic salmon) is the source of this 669-nucleotide messenger RNA. It is a transcript of the gene ks6a5, whose product is annotated as Ribosomal protein S6 kinase alpha-5. The record is from RefSeq and is marked provisional. Gene Ontology annotation, biological process: protein phosphorylation. Gene Ontology annotation, molecular function: protein kinase activity; ATP binding. Lineage: Eukaryota; Metazoa; Chordata; Actinopteri; Salmoniformes; Salmonidae.
AAGCAAACACAUCCUGAUCACCACACAGACCUGGGUUGCGAAGUCGGUUUAAUAAUAAUUUCCUGGGGAUAUUUUGUUUUCCAUUUCGAGUAGUUGAUAGCCCAACCAUAGACGAACCUCACAGGCCAUUCUGAGAGAGUGGGCAUGGAGAACUUUGAGCUUCUCAAAGUCUUGGGCACAGGAGCCUACGGGAAAGUGUUUCUGGUCAGAAAGAACAGUGGUCACGAUGAAGGGAAGCUGUAUGCCAUGAAGGUGCUGAAGAAAGCAGCCAUCGUUCAGAAGGCGAAGACAGCGGAGCACACGCGUACAGAGAGACAGGUGCUCUUUUCCUUAUUAGUCUUCAGGUAAAGUAUUAUUGCAAGUUACUGUAGUAAAAAAAAAAUUUGAUCCCAUUUUAGUCACUCCUUUCUAAACAUUAUUUUGUCGGGAACCGUGCUUUUGUUUGGCUGUUGAUGUCGUGUGUUGUCUUUUUUUUAAUGUUAUGAAUUUGACUCUUUUUUUUAAUGAGCUACUACCCAUUUCAUGUAUUACUGUCCUUUUUUGCCCAACAUUUUAAAUUCUUUCUUCAAAGCAUAUCAUGACAUUGAGAUUCCCUAUGUCACGAUAGCUUGUGAUGUUUGGUUUGGGUCAAGAACACUUCAGUCUGGAGCAAAAUAAAUGACUUUACUC